Molecule: messenger RNA, 1421 nt
Organism: Saimiri boliviensis boliviensis (Bolivian squirrel monkey)
Lineage: Eukaryota; Metazoa; Chordata; Mammalia; Primates; Cebidae
Gene: RMI2
Product: RecQ mediated genome instability 2
Biological process (GO): DNA repair; maintenance of rDNA; negative regulation of double-strand break repair via homologous recombination
Cellular component (GO): cytosol; nuclear speck
Source: RefSeq, a predicted model, not a curated record
GAGAGCAGCUGCACGGCUGAAUGGCGGCGGCUGCGGACUCGUUCUCAGGCGGCCCCACGGCGGUGCGGCUGCCAAGGUCGCCGCCACUCAAGGUGCUGGCAGAGCAGCUGCGGCGAGAUGCGGAGGGCGGCCCGGGCGCGUGGCGCCUGUCUCGGGCGGCGGUGGGCCGCGGGCCGCUGGAGCUGGCGGUCGUGUGGAUGCAGGGCACGGUGGUGAUGGCGGACCGCGGCGAGGCCAGGCUGCGGGACCCGAGCGGGGCCUUCUCGGUCCGCGGCCUGGAGCGGGUGCCGCGCGGGCGGCCCUGCCUCGUCCCAGGGAAGUAUGUGAUGGUGAUGGGAGUGGUGCAGGCCUGCAGCCCCGAACCAUGCCUGCAGGCUGUGAAGAUGACAGACCUUUCUGAUAAUCCUAUCCAUGAAAGUAUGUGGGAGCUGGAAGUGGAAGAUCUACACCGGAAUAUUCCUUAGAUGAUCUUGAAACUGUCAUUAAAAACAACCAAAAUCCUGGAACGAUUUAGAAGCUUAUAAUGACGUGGAUUUCGUAGACAUUUUUCAGUGCGUAUUUUUCAAAAGUUUCUCAGAGAGCCUUGCUUUGGUUGACCAAGGAGUCUGGAUGUAGGAAUGUUUAAAUCCUGGGAUACUUCAGUGUUAGCCUCUGCUGCCCCUUGCUUUGCCUGUGUUUGCUGAUGAAAAGCAGAUGCUUUUGGCUUCCUGGUGUGUGUGUGUUAAUUCUCUCUCUUUUUCUCUUGGACACAGAGGUCUCAUGUUGCAUUUUCCAAAUUUUAUGCCUGAUGAUACUUUUUCCAUUACUGCUGCGUCCCUGUUUCACGAUGCAAAAUUUAUCUCAGUCAUUGCCCGUGGUGAUUGAAGUGUGGUUAUGGGCAGGAAGGCAGACUGUGUAAAAAAGGAAUGACAUGGCUCCUCAUCUUCUUCAUCAGCAACUACCAUAACCAGUUUGCAAGUUCAAAUGGCAUUUCCUAACAGCAGGCACCGUGGCCCCGGAAAGACAACAGCUCCCUUUCUGCUUUGGACACCACUCAAACAUUUAGAUACCACUAUAUCCAUUUCCCUUGGCUAGAGAAGAUGAUACCUACUUCCAUCACUCAGAAAUGUUGAGAUGUUUUCAGAAUUUCUUGUUGAAAUGAAAAACAUCAAGAUUAAGGAUGCCUUUCAGGCCUUAGCUAAACUUCCACUUCCUAACUUUGGGAGAGACAUGGCAAGCCUCCUGGUUUAGAGUUCUUUUGUCUUUUUGUAUGGAAUGACUUUGCUGUGAUUUGAAUGUUGGGUUUUUGCUGUCUGCUUAGUACCCAUGCCUGAUUUUUUGAGAUUGUACAUAUCAAGGGAGUUAGGUUAUGUUCUGACAUGGUUGUAGACUUUCACCAGGAUUAUUGAUAUUCUGCUUCUAAUAAAUUGUUUAAUAUGCUG